This is a messenger RNA of Humulus lupulus (European hop), 3544 nucleotides long. Its product is annotated as chaperone protein ClpB3, mitochondrial-like. The record is from RefSeq and is a predicted model, not a curated record. Bases 462 to 3395 code for a protein of 977 amino acids. Gene Ontology annotation, biological process: cellular response to heat; protein refolding. Gene Ontology annotation, molecular function: ATP hydrolysis activity; ATP binding. The transcript has 11 exons. Gene Ontology annotation, cellular component: cytoplasm. NCBI's taxonomy places the organism in Eukaryota, Viridiplantae, Streptophyta, Magnoliopsida, Rosales, Cannabaceae.
GUCUCUUUUGAUCGACGACAUGACGUUUCAAAAAUGCAACGGCAAUUUUUUUUUUAACAAAGAAUAAUCAAGAAAGUGGUAGAGAGUCCAGAACUCAGGCAGCGAAACCAUUUUUUUCUUCUACAACAUUCUAUUUUAUACAUAUAGCCUCUUCCCCAAGCUUCUUCCUGUUCCUAAUUAGAGUUCAGACCACGGCGUCUUCACCCCUUUUCUCUCACAGCUCACCACUCGACGUCAACGGACUCUCUCUCUCACUUACAUUUAGUCUUUCUCAAGCUCAGCCUCUCACUCACUCUACCGGUCUCCCCUGUGAGUUUAUGUGACUCUCUCGCCCCUUAGCCUUACACACACUGUCGAGUUCCGUGUCAACUUGGGUCUACAGUAACCAUUACCAACCAUUUAUCUCUCUGAUAACGAAAAAGUAAGAAAAUCCUGAAUUAUAGGCGCUGUUGAUCGUCGAGAUGGCAAUGAGGAAAGCCACAAGGCUCGCCCAGUCGGCUCUGUUAACCAUUAAUGGAAGAAACUCUCAUUUACAGUCUCGUACAAUAGUCACUUGUGCCCGCCCACUCCGUGCUUCCAUCACUUUUCUUCAUCGGACUCGUAUUGCCGAUUUAAUCUUCGCCAAUAAGAACGACGUAGUUUUUGGCCAGCUAUCGUCAGUCAACUUCACUCGCAAGUUUCGCUCUUCUGCUCCGUCUUUCUAUUCUUCAACUACUUCCCAGAUUAGUCAAAAUGAGUUCACUGAAAUGGCGUGGGAAGGCAUUGUGGGUGCGGUUGAUGCUGCAAGAGUCAGCAAGCAGCAGGUGAUUGAAACGGAGCACUUAAUGAAAGCCCUUUUGGAGCAAAAAGAUGGUUUGGCUAGGAGAAUUCUCACAAAGGCAGGACUCGAUAACACUUCGGUUCUUCAAGCUACAGAUAAUUUUAUAUCUAAACAACCUAAGGUAACAGGGGACACUAGUGGCCCCAUUAUAGGCUCAAACCUAGGCUCCCUAUUGGACAAUGCUCGGAAGUGUAAGAAAGAAAUGGGGGACGAUUUUGUUUCAGUGGAGCAUCUUUUGUUGGGUUUUCAAUCAGAUAAGAGAUUUGGGCAGCAAUUAUUUAAGAACCUUCAACUUAGUGAGAAGGAUUUGAAAGAUGCUAUAAAGGUUGUUCGUGGAAGUCAGCGGGUUACUGAUCAAAACCCUGAAGGAAAAUAUGAGGCAUUGGAAAAAUAUGGAAGUGACUUGACUGAGCUUGCAAGGCGUGGAAAACUUGAUCCUGUUAUAGGUCGAGAUGAUGAAAUAAGGAGGUGCAUUCAGAUUUUAUCUAGGAGAACGAAAAAUAAUCCUGUAAUUAUUGGGGAGCCUGGUGUAGGGAAGACUGCAAUUGCUGAAGGAUUAGCUCAACGAAUUGUGCGGGGAGAUGUUCCAGAACCAUUGUUGAAUCGAAAGUUGAUCUCUCUAGACAUGGGUUCAUUGCUUGCUGGUGCCAAGUUUCGAGGGGAUUUUGAGGAAAGGUUGAAAGCUGUUCUUAAAGAAGUUACUUCUUCCAAUGGCCAAAUUAUAUUGUUCAUCGACGAGAUUCAUACAGUUGUUGGUGCAGGGGCUACUGGUGGUGCAAUGGAUGCUGGGAACUUGUUAAAACCAAUGCUUGGACGAGGAGAGCUCCGAUGUAUUGGAGCAACCACCUUGAAUGAGUACAGAAAAUACAUUGAGAAGGACCCUGCACUGGAACGUAGGUUUCAACAAGUUUUUUGUGACCAGCCAUCUGUUGAAGACACAAUAUCAAUUCUUCGUGGAUUGCGUGAGCGUUAUGAGCUGCAUCAUGGUGUCAAAAUUUCAGACAGCGCACUUGUUUCGGCUGCUGUGCUUGCAGACAGAUAUAUAACUGAACGAUUUUUGCCAGAUAAAGCCAUUGACCUCGUUGAUGAAGCUGCUGCAAAGCUGAAAAUGGAGAUUACUUCCAAACCUACAGAGUUGGAUGAGAUAGAUAGGGCUGUGUUAAAGUUGGAGAUGGAGAAGUUGUCUCUAAAAAAUGACACUGAUAAAGCGUCCAAAGAAAGGCUAAGUAAGUUAGAAAAUGAUCUAGCAUUGCUUAAACAAAACCAGAAAGAGUUAACUGAACAAUGGGAUCGUGAGAAGGUGCUUAUGACUCGAAUAAGAUCAAUUAAAGAGGAGAUUGAUAGAGUUAAUUUGGAGAUGGAGGCUGCUGAGCGUGAAUAUGACUUAAGUCGUGCUGCUGAGCUCAAAUAUGGAACGCUGAUUUCUCUUCAGCGCCAAUUAGAAGAGGCUGAGAGGAACCUUUCUGAUUUUCAGAAGUCAGGGCAAUCUUUGCUUCGAGAAGAGGUCACCGAUCUUGAUAUUGCUGAAAUUGUUAGUAAAUGGACUGGUAUACCCUUGUCAAACCUUCAACAAUCAGAAAGAGAAAAGCUAAUUUCGUUAGAAGAGGUUCUUCACAAAAGAGUUGUUGGUCAAGACAUGGCAGUGAAAUCAGUGGCUGAUGCAAUCCGGCGAUCAAGGGCGGGGUUGUCUGACCCCAACCGACCAAUUGCAAGCUUCAUGUUCAUGGGACCAACAGGUGUUGGAAAAACAGAGCUUGCAAAGACUUUAGCUGGUUACCUCUUCAACACAGAAAAUGCUCUUGUCAGAAUUGAUAUGAGUGAGUACAUGGAAAAGCAUGCAGUUUCACGCUUGGUUGGGGCACCACCAGGCUACGUGGGCUACGAAGAAGGGGGGCAGCUUACAGAAGUGGUUCGACGAAGACCGUAUUCUGUGGUACUCUUUGACGAAAUAGAGAAAGCUCACCAUGAUGUCUUCAACAUUUUGCUACAACUAUUGGAUGACGGAAGAAUAACUGAUUCUCAAGGAAGAACUGUGAGCUUCACAAAUUCUGUUGUCAUAAUGACCUCUAACAUAGGUUCCCACUUCAUACUCGAUACUCUACGUAACACACAAGAUAGCAAAGAGGCAGUUUAUGACAUAAUGAAGAAACAAGUCGUUGAGUUAGCGAGACAAACUUUCCGACCGGAAUUCAUUAAUCGAAUAGAUGAGUACAUUGUCUUCCAGCCUUUGGAUUCCAAAGAAAUUAGCAAAAUCGUGGAGAUACAGAUAAACCGUUUGAAGGAGAGGUUGAAACAGAGGAAAAUAGAGCUUCAUUACACAAAUGAAGCUGUUGAGCUUCUGGGAACGCUGGGAUUUGAUCCCAACUUCGGAGCAAGGCCAGUAAAGCGAGUGAUUCAGCAGCUGGUGGAGAAUGAAAUUGCAAUGGGAGUUCUAAGAGGUGAUUUUAAAGAAGAAGACGCUGUCAUUGUUGAUGUUGAUGCAUCUGCAUCAGCCAAAAGCCUUCCUCCCCAAAGUAGAUUGCGCAUCAAGAAAUUGGAGACUACUUCUGUAGAUGUUUUGGUUGCCAAUGACUGAGUAGUUUAAAGAUGUGGUGUUGUAAAUAACUGAGAACAGCGAAGAAUGAUUUUCUUAAGCACUAGUUCGAAUGUUAGAAAAUCCAAUCCUCGUAUGUUUUUCUUUUUUGUUUGUUAAUAUGUGUUGGAAAAAAAAACAUUUUUACUUGA